AUGGAGGGCUUCGACACCACCACCAUGUCGUAUCUCGCGACCCCAAUGCUCAUGCAGAACGUCGCCGGCCCUGACCAGCACAUGGUGAUGCCCAUGGCCCCGCUCGAUCAGUAUGACCAGCGCUCGGUGUUUGACAACGAGACGUUCGCCGGGAGUGAGGAUGCCUUCUCCGUCUCGCAGUAUCAGAUGCAGCGCCCAGCCCCACCUCUCAAACGUUUCCCAAGCACCUACGAAGACCCAUUCUCCGACGUUCACAGCACUUACGAGCAGUCGAUCCACCCACACGAGCACACCGGCGUACCAGAGAGCCCUAGCAUCGACAGCAACAACAAGCUACUCAGUUUCUCCUUGCCAAGCGUCCCCUACACCAUCCUGGACUAUGGUCUGCAGCGCAGAGUGACCAUGUCAAUGUCUGCUCAGCUCCAUGGCAUGUUCUUCCUAGCCGAGUCGCCGUGGGCCACAGCUGGCGAUGUGCAGCCACCGCCGACCGAGUUGACCUGUUAUCGCCGCAAUCUCUUCCAGAUCACGGGCACAGUGACGCUACCGAGGAGCAUGCGUGCCAUCCUGACCGAUCACGGUGAUCAGAUACCCAUACUGGGCCAAGAGCUUACUAUAUCCGCUACAGAAUCACUCGAAGGCAACCCCGUCAAGAUAAUCUCGGUACCGUGGAAGACGCCCGCUACCAGCACGGUUCCCGUUGAAGACAAGACGGAGAAAGAGCCGCCCACAUAUCCUUUGGACUUACUGACAGGCCAGGACAUGGACUCAGACUACGUCAACUUUCCCAUCAGCUGGAAGAGACUACAGUUUCGAAUAGCAACCGCCAACAACGGAAGGAGAAAAGAGCUGCAACAGCACUUUGUGGUGCGUCUGAAGGUCCAGGCAACGCUAGUCAACGGCGCCAAGAUACCGCUGUGUGAGAUACAUUCCAGUGCAAUCAUUGUUCGCGGUAGAAGUCCUAGGAACUUCCAGUCGCGCAAAGAUAUGCCCAUUAGUGGUGGGACUGCGACAGCACGCAAGUCUCACUUGCCCUCACAGCCAAGCCGUACUACCACCGGCGACACUGCUCAGACCAGUCAAAGCCACGGGCAGAGUAACAUGACCUCGACCGCAAAACAACCAGACAUGAUGCAGAUGCCGUACGACUUCAAUCCUAAUGAAGUGCCCGUCUCUCCAGAUUUCCUCGACUGGAAAGUACCUGGAGGCGGUGCUAUGACUGCGAUGCCACCGGAUCCCCCGUCGUCCCAGAUGCCUCACGCAACACCGUACGCACAGUCAACACCUGAAAUAUCUAGAAGCGUCCCGCCUCCGCAAAAAGGUUCGAUAGCACCAGUUACACUCUCGCUUACGGACGACGAACCCAAGAAGGCACCCUCACCCGUGGAGCAUGCGAGAAAACGCACCGCACCAGCACGGCCGCCAUCCUUCUCUAUCGGCAUCAUCAACAGUCCUGACGAGAGUGCUGAUCUGCUCUACGAGUACUUCCCUCUUGGCCUCGAUGAUUGGAUGCCACCCGUCGAUGCCGUUUACCGCCCGCAUGUUGUACAUCACACCAAUCUACCACAGGAUCCAAAAUCUGUCGAAAUGAAGACUCGAUCCAAACGGUACUUUGAAGCAUCGUGGUGA
Molecule: messenger RNA, 1626 nt
Organism: Ascochyta rabiei
Lineage: Eukaryota; Fungi; Ascomycota; Dothideomycetes; Pleosporales; Didymellaceae
Exons: 2
Coding region: 1-1626 (541 amino acids)
Biological process (GO): positive regulation of transcription by RNA polymerase II; meiotic cell cycle
Cellular component (GO): nuclear chromosome
Molecular function (GO): DNA-binding transcription factor activity; DNA binding
Source: RefSeq, a predicted model, not a curated record